Messenger RNA from Bursaphelenchus okinawaensis, 2837 nucleotides. The record is from the annotation of a GenBank genome assembly. Lineage: Eukaryota; Metazoa; Nematoda; Chromadorea; Rhabditida; Aphelenchoididae.
AUGCAACUAAAAUUUUCGGCUUUCAAAACUCAGAGUUUUGUCAUUUUUUGCAUAUUAUCGUUUGUGUUUUGUUUCUAUCAAGUACAAACCAACUACUACAAUAUAGCUGAUGUUACAACUAAAGGUAAGUAAUAUUUUAGUUGAAUCUAAUUGAGUUAUAGAAAUGUUUUGGCUAUAAAGCGAGAUUAUAAUGCAUUAGUUUGCUUCAAAUUUUGAUCAUUAGUAAAAAGCGGUAAAGUCAUCAAGUCAAACCCCCAUUUAUCGUAUAAGUUGUCUCCGCAAACUGCAAUAAUUUGGGCGCAGACGGUUUUAGAAAUUAUUCGCGAUUUUUAGUUUCUAACUUUUACUGAUUUUAGGAGCUGGAGCUGCUUUACAAUUACUGCAAAAGCAUAACGGAAGCUGCAAUCUACCAAUAUUUGAUCUCUACCACCCUUCAAUCGCCAAGUUUAUCGACCGGUCUUAUAAAUCUUGGGACAGAUGUGUGCCGUCAUUCACAGUUCGAAGCUGGCUAACCAAUCAAACUUUGUUCAUAACUCCUCAACACUCUUUCUUUACUAGAGAGACAUGUAGGUAUAGGUAAGUUGACUUUUAUAUAAUGUAGCACUAUUUGUUUUACACUUAUUUUUGUUUUUAUUGCACGUUAUCAAGUGCUUGUUAUGCUUAAUAAUAUUGUUUUACUAUAUUAAUUAUGCUAUUUUACUACAGGUGCGUUUUGCAUGUAAAUGACACAAGUUAUAAGACCUCUGAAUGGACAGAAUACCAAUUUGAAUCCGAGAACAAAGCUUUAUGUGAUGUGGUUGAAGUACAGUGUUCCAAAGCCCUACUACAAACGUACCAGUACAUUCAUCUUCAAAUUGUUGAAACGUAAGUACUAACAGCAGUUGUUCGACAUUGUGCUUUAUAUUAUUUUAGUUUAUAUUUUAAUAUUAAUGAAACAAGUCCCUACAAUAAUCUCUUUAACUUCUCUAUACCCUCAUUUCUUCGUUAAUACUUAUCUAAUUUCAGUCCAGCCCCAAAGCCAUCUAGAAACAAAUCUAACGUGUAUAUAAUCAUACUAGACUCGACAAGCACCAGCAGUGUCAAGCGAUCACUUCCAAAGACGAAAAGGUAUCUAGAAGUACACCAUCAAGCUGUGACUUUUGAUUAUCUGAACAAAGUUGGACUGAAUUCAAAGCCGAAUGCAUAUGGCUUUCUUUUAAAUGAAGCUCCAGAAGAUGUAACAGGUCCAGAUGGCGCGACAAUCGUAAAACGACAGAAUGACGAUUACUGUAACGUUUCUUUGAACAAUUUCAGUUUUGUUGGCUACCAUUUUCAACACGAGGGCUACAAGACAUUUAUGUUUGACGAGGGAGGUCUAGGAGUGCUUAGUGCUCCGAAUUGUGUUGGCUUUAACAAGUCUGUCGCUGAUCACUAUUUACGGUAAGAAUGUUGGGUUGGUGAUGAAAACCUGAGACACCACCAGCUUUUUAUAAGUUUUACUGUAGUCAUAAUAAUUUUAAUAUGUUGCAAUAGUUAACUGUGACUAAAAAUCUUGUUAUUGAUCUAUAUUGUCAUUGUUUCAGUCAAUUUGGACGACGAAUAGAAGACGACAACUUUAAUGAUCUGGAAAGUUUCUACUACAACAUGUAUACAGCUCAAUGCCGAGACCCGUUUAACGUACUCUUUGAUACAAUACAUCAAUUUGGAAAAAGUUAUGAAGACAUCAAUAAGUUUGGAUUACUAUGGGUAACAUACCAAGCUCACGACAGUUUCAAUGGAUUGUAUAGGGCUGAUGAUAAAAUGUUAGAACUUUUUGAAAAUAUGACUGAUAUGGUAUGGUUUUACAUUGAACUUGCAUUUUUUGGUUGAAAAGUCUAUUUUAAAGGGCUUGUGUUAGUACAUUUAUCUCAAAAGUAAACUUUUUAAACCAUAGGCAUAAAAUUAAUAUAUCCAAGACCCACAAACACAUUCCAGCUAGAUGACUCCUUCUUCAUAUUCAUGGGAGACCAUGGCCCCAGAUUAGGCCCCUCACGAAACACCUAUGUUGGAGAUCUAGAGGAACUGAAUCCUUUUCUGAUGAUUACAGUACCCAAGCAUCUACGGCAAAACAAGAAUCUACAAGAACUUUUGAAGCAUAACUCCCAGGAAAUGGUAUCUCACUACGACGUCUACGCCACACUGAGUCACAUAGCCAGACACAGCGACAAGUGGACCAACAGUACCAAAUUCUCAGAAGAAGCCUUCAAACCGACUGACAUUAAACUAAAAGGAAGCUCUCUACUCCAUAAACUACCGUAUCCCAGAAACUGUAAAACUCUUCUGAUACCGUCACGAUUCUGUUUGUGUCAGAAGUCAGAGAGAACCAUACAGGAUAGUACUCUCAGUGAGAAUGUUGGUACCAAAGCUGUUGAUCUCAUGAACAUGGCUAUUCAGAACGGAACGUUGGGUGGGAAAUGUGCUGUUUUAACGGUGGAUAAAGAGAAUUCAAAGAAUAUUAUUGAGACUUCUCAUGGAUACGAUACUUACUACACUUUGAAGUUACGUGUCAAACCAAGUAAUGGCUUGUAUAAUAUUGAGUUUAGGGUAAGUUGAGGUUAUAUUGACAUUGAUUUUUGUUUUGAAGAUUGUUUGACAUAUAGUUUUUAAAGGGACUUUAUGAUAAAACAGUACCAAUUGUACCAAAAAGCAGAAAGUAUUGCAAGUAAACGACUAAUUUGAACUGAAUAUAGAUAUUUUAGAUAACAAACUCAACGGCCAAGCUAACGUCGACGACAUUCAGCCGAGUAGACGCCUAUUACGAACAGUCAAAAUGCAUCGACAGAAGCUUUCUUCAGAAUUACUGCUACUGCAAACGAUAG